Porites lobata is the source of this 14009-nucleotide messenger RNA. NCBI's taxonomy places the organism in Eukaryota, Metazoa, Cnidaria, Anthozoa, Scleractinia, Poritidae. The record is from the annotation of a GenBank genome assembly.
CAAGCCUCGACCAUCUCUUUAGAUUCAAUAGUUCCAUCACUACCGUCAUCACCACCACCACCAUCACCACCACUACUUUCAGGAAGUCAGGAUAAAUUAUUUUUGCAAUGAUUCCUUGAAUAUCUCACUCGUUACUUGACUUUUCCAAGUACUAAGAAAAAUGUAGCCACUCGUGUGAUAUCUCACGGCAUACCACUCGAAAGCAUUGCAUGACUAGUAUACAUUCUUGCUUCGACCCUUAAAAUAGUGGUCUUAUUCUAUUAUUAUUUCUUCUUCUAUAUGUGUAUUCUGUGUUUUCAGUCACGUGGCCAGCAUCUAUGCAAAUUUAUUGGAACAAAAGAAAGCGUUUACAUAAGAAAAGAGUUCAACUCCCGUAGGACUGGUUUGGGACACAAUCAUGGCCGCCGUUUCAUUGUUUUGGGACACAAAUAUGGCCGCCAUGACGUCAUGCGAAAACACAAUAUUACCCGUUUUGUCAUAAAUGGCUUUUUAUUGUAAAGCCUUUUUCAAGGGGUGUCAAGAAGUGUGUAAACUUAUACCCAGACCUCGCUGACGUCCCUGUCAUUAGGUUUUUGGAAAUGUGAGAAGUUUAGAAUUAUAAUUGUAUAUCAUAUUAUUGGAUAUACACAUCCGUCUAACAAAAUGUUUUCCGUUGAAAUUUAGGAACCAUAGAGAAAAGAGAACGUCUUCUCCUUAGCCACAGCCGCCGCUCCUUACGACGAUUAUUACGAUCUUCACCACCUUCACCAACCUAUGCUAAUCCACUUAAAAUAUGCUUGGUAGAAGAAACUGGUAAGUAAUGUUUAAAUUAAGUUUUUUUGUAUUAUUAUUUUAUUAUACCUUUCGUGCCAUUGUUGUAUCUUUAUAUCUUCUUAUUUUGGGUUAGCUAAGGAUUAGUAUUACAGCGUCCUGGAAAUUUUAUAAGUACCAGGCUUUUGGACACCACUAUCUUUGCAAGUUGCGUCGCUGUCUUCUCUCAUUUGGGAUUAACACAAUCUUAAUCUGGUUUAAGACACGAAAAGGUGUACGAAAAGGUGCUAACUUCGUUUACGAGAAAACGCGAUUCACAUUUCUUUGUAAAGAACUGGCGGGCUUUGUACAAAACACGGUUCCAUUCAAGAUUGAAGUUGACUCAAUGUAGCGCAACAGUUUUUAUGUGAAUUGGCAAACUGAUUUCCUCUACCAACAUUUUAACCCUUAAGGUGGCUCCGUAAUUAAUACAAGACCAUUUAGCUGUGACAAAUUUUCCGUCAUAACUUUUCGCUUUUUAACGCGAUGGCUGCGAAACUUUACAAAGAAUAAGAGAUAUCAUUCGGCAAUAAUACGAAAUAUUCUGAUUUCAUUGAUGGUAAAUAUUUCUUGAGAAAUUAGCGCUUAAAAGAACCCUACUGUUCAAAGAAAAUCGCGUCUAGUAAAAAAAAUUGCUGAUAUUUUUUACUGAAAUUUCUGGUAUCGGCUUUAAUUGAUAUAAUAAAUAUGCCAGAGGAACUUCAGAAAAAUCGUUGGAGCAGAAGUCCGUAACUACCUCGUAUCAGAGCUCGGAUAGAACAGUCCAGCACAUUUGUUUAUGACUACAAAAUGAGCACAAGCGGCAGUUCUGCGAGGAAUUCGCACCUCACCCAGGGGGGACGAACGACAAUGAUACCUAUGCCUGUGAACCGAAUAACAUCACAGUGCAAAAUAAAAUUAUUGCAAAAAUACUGCCCGUGAAUAAAUUUAAAACUCUGAAAUUUUUGUCACUCCUCCCUUCAAUGAAUGGGUAUUUUUUUCUUGAUUAUUAUGUUUUGCUCUGCAAUACAUGUCUAUACAGAUCGGUUCACAGACAUGGGCAUCAUUGUCAUUCGUCCCCCCUGGCUGAGGUGCGAAUUCCUCGCAGAGCUGCCUCUCGUGCUCAUUUUUGUAGUCAUAAACAAAGGUGCUGGACAGUUCUGUCUGAGCUUCGAUACAAGGUAGCUUACAAUCCCAAUACCUUUAUCCUGAAUUGGAAACAACGUACAGCAGGAAAAGCCGUUGAGGAUGCAUUGCAAUACAUCAAAAUGUAUGCAGCAGGAGUUUGAACCAAAACUGCCUUGAGAUAUUUUAAAAAUGUCGAGGAACAAGUCAUUCGACGUCAGAGCAAAGUUUGGAGCAAUUUUUAGUGCUUCUAAGGGCCUGUUUACAUGGAGGUGGGGGACCCCAGGUAGGUGAGGUAACCCGCUUAGGUGAGGAAACCCGCCUGUCCAUAUAAUCUCUCAUUUUCAUUUGAUCACGUUUACAUGAUAGGUGGGGUGACCCGCCAAGGCGGGUAGCCCGGUCUACCAGACCGGGUUACCCUCUCAGCCGGGGUCACAAUUUGUCAUGUAAACGUUUCAAGGUGGGGUAACCCGCCUGGCCGGGGUCGGAUUCGUGAUACAUCAAAUUCGCGCAAAAUUCACUUUCGCGGUGUCUUUGCAUUAUGAUUAAAGUUAACAAUAGAAAGCUAUUGCACUGACGGGUUGCAGCAAGAGCAACAAGUGAGUGAAAAAGUGUAUUAAUCGCCAAAAUUCGUGGUUUGCCAGCAUUUUUCUUGUUUACGUGCUUAGCGACCAUUCAAUAAUCUUGAGAAAGUGCAACCCGGGAAGGCGGGGUUGUAAGAUUGCAUGUAAAGGCGGGUUAUUUUUUUACCUCACCUAAGCGGGUUACCUCACCUACCUGGGGUCCCCCACCUCCAUGUAAACAGGCCCUAAAACUGAAAAGUACCUUUUAAAGAAUAGCACGAUAGGCAAUCGGCUACUGUUUUCAGAAUUAGCAAACACUGAAUUUACUUGUACCGAAAAUUGAAACUGGUGUUUCCUUCUUCCUGAUAGUAAUUUAUUUUUGAAAUUCCAAAACAAUUUCACAGCUGAAUUUUGAGCGACUUUGAGUUACGGACUUCUGCUCCAACGAUUUUUCUGAAAUUCCUCUGGCAUAUUUAUUAUAUCAAUUAAAGUCGAUACCAGAAAUUUCAGUAAAAUAUAUCAGCAAAAUUUUUUACUGGACGCGAUAUUCUUUGAACAGUAGGGCCCUUUUAAGCGCUAAUUUCUCAAGAAACUUUUUACCAUCAAUGAAAUCGGAAUAUUUCGUAUUAUUACCAAAUGAUAUCUGUUGUUUUUUGCAAAGUUUCGCAGCCAUCGCGUUAAAAUCGAAAACGUUAUGACGGAAAAUUUGUCACAGCUUAAUCCUCUUGUAUUAAUUAUGGAGCCACCUUAAACCCUGGAGAUGUCUAGCUACAAUUAGAAAGACAGCUAAUUAGUUGUUUUUAUUUGGAAUCACCAUUCAGUCUAAUACAAAAUCUCAGUAAAUAAGACGAUGUCGAAGACCGUAUGCAGAUACUUAAACCCAUUUUAGAUUAAUCAGAAUACAAAUAACAGAUAAUUUAACCCUAUUCAGACCAGGGAGGUUCUUUUGAGGCCCCCCUUUCCUAGCGUGUACGUUAGCGCCCCCUUGUCAACAAAGGCAAGCUUAGCUCUGCCCGCCCCCUGAUAACUCGUAAAUUUUGACGAGCCCCGCCUCCCCAUCUCACCACCACCACUACCACCCUCCACUUACAUUUACCUAGUUGUUCCUUUUGGGCUGAAAAUUUCUUAUACGUUAUUUGAUUUUUGGCUAUUCCUGUUGAGGCGCGCAUGGCUGAGCGGUUAACCACUGGAACUCUAGAUCUGGAAGUCCGGGGUUCAAGCCUCGCCCGUCGCGCUGUUUCCUUAGACGAGGAACUUUACUCCACUUUAUUUCUCUUUACCCAGGUGUAUAAAUGGGUACCGGCAAGAUCCUUGAGAUCCUGAAUCCACGCCUGUUGUGUUAUAUAGAAAUAAGCUAAAACAUCACGUGACUAGAAUUGUACAUGGUUUUGGUGCAAAUUACAAUGAGACCUUUGCUAUAUUUUGAUGACAUACAAAUAAUGUUUUGUUCAUAUUAGAUCAGCUAAAAAAAGUCAGCAUUAUUGGUUGUCUUUUCUAUUGGCCUUUAAGUAAAAUAACAAUACAUUCCAACAAAGGUGGUUGUCGGCCAAUCAGCGGCUUGUAAAAAAACAAUAAGUAACUCGAAGCACAAAGUUUAAUAUUGAUUGCAAACGUUUUUCAGGAAGGCAAAAUGUUUCAGCAGACAAUGUUUUUCUAUUCGAAACUUUGCAUACAACACCCAGGAGACAUAUUUCUUUGGCACUAGCUGUUAUUUUGUCAUCUACCAGCAAUUUCUUCGCUCCUAUUGCCGCGCUUUGCAAUAACAUGCGACCGCACGUCAGAAAUAUAACUACCGUUUACGUUUUUCGCCUCCGUCACUGAUUCUAACGGACCUCUCGGAAAACACGUACUUUCUUUGGCGGCUUCAAAAGGUCACGUUUGUAUCUAUGUGAAUUUGUCGAACUCAUCACCUCUAUCUAAAUUCACCUCCUACACCCUGGAAAUGUGUAUUCUGCGAUUAGAAAGACGGCUAAAUAAAUUGAAAUUAGUUGUAAUUAAUGUACCAUCGAAAUGCUGUUAGGGACUGUGCAAUAACUAUCAGAGGGAGGGGAGGGUGGGGCUUACAAAAUGAUCACUUAUAAAUUAUGACGAACCCACCUCCCCCACCUUCCCCACCUUCCCACCACCACUACUAUACCAGCCAUCUAGUUAACAUGAAUUCAUUGAUUUUGUACCAUAACGUUUUCCACUACAGCGUCAGGAACGAACAGCACCUGAAAACUACGUUCGGCAAAGCCAUCCAUUUCAGAACAGUCCGAUUCCGCAUAAUUUUCUAAAUGGCCCUGUGAAUUAAUGGCUUGCUGCUCCGAGUCAUAUACCGUAAAAUUCCGAAAAAAGGCCUGGAGGCUUAUAUUUUUCAAAGGCCCUUUUUCAGGGGUUUAUUUUUGUAGGGGCUUAUCUAAGGAGGGAAAUUUGCGUCUCAACAUAAGUAAAUUUACUUUAUUUUGCUUUGUUUUACUUUGUAUUUGAGAGCAAUUUUCCAAUUAAAAGCCCCCGGGGGGCUUAUAUUUGGAGGGGCGAUUUAACGGAGGUUUUUUACGUUACCGGUUUGUGGGGGGGUUAUAUUUGGAGGGGCUUAUUUUCGGAAUUUUACGGUACGUCAUUAUAAUUUCAUGAUAUCAAGUUUCAGCUAUCAACCAUGCCAGGGGGCAAAUCCAGUUAACUAAGUGUCCCUUUGAGCGAACAAUUUCUCUUAUAUUAUUCUAUAAUAUUCUAAUGAAUAGACCUCCUAAAGCAUUAAAUGAGAGAAACAUUAAUAACUUGACAACAUCAAAGAAAACGUUGGAGGAGGAGCUGUUUCCCUUUUUUUGAAGUCGGUACUAAAGUCCUUAGACAAGGUUGGUGUUUGUACAUCUGUGUGUGAAAAUGUACAAGAGUACAAUAAGAAAAGCCCUUUUCAGGGGACGUAAAUAACACAAAAUGGUCCUGUAGAGUUGUGAAGAAGAUAUCAAACAAAUUUCAGAUUUCUUGUUGUCUUGUUUGAAAAGAGAGUAAAAUUUUAGUUUCUUAGUUAGUUGAAUGAGAGAGGAUUGAUGUGUUUUAGCUAUCUUAAGAAUAUUUUGUGUCAAAUUAAAUAUCUCUAAUUUAUUUAUUUGUUGAACAUCAUUAAGUCCUGUGGUGUUUGUUUAUCCUUCUUUGCAAAACUGUGAGCGUAUUUGGUAUGCGGAAGAGAUAAAGGAAUGAUUUUCUGUAUUUGCUAAUGUUUUUGAUAUGACGAGACACUGCUUCGCAAUGCUAUUUUCGGGUAGUUCUUCUAAAUGUUCCUAGAACCUUGAGGAUAUUCAAAUAAAUUGUUGGUUUUAAAUAUGUUUGCCCAACUUCCUUUCGAGCGACAAUAUUGGCAGCCCCUCUGCUUAAUCCAAGAAAGUAUUUAUAAUUGAAAUCUUUCUACAGGGUCCUGUUCCCAUUUAUCAAGAUUCAGUUUGUCAAACGCACCCCACACUUCUGAGGUAUACCACAAUAUAGGUUUGAACAGUGUGUUAAAAAAGUUUGUUGCAAGUAUCAAUUGAUAAUUUUUGGAAGUCAAGAAAACAUUUUGUUGCAAAAAUACAGCGUCUACAUUUUUCGAUCAGUUUUCACUUUGAAUUUGAGAAGUUACCAUUAGGAAAAAAGGAAAGUCCUAAAUAGGAAUAGUCUUGUGAAAUUUCAAUAUGGUCAUCAUCUAUGAAAAAGGAAUUUUUCUCAAGCGUUGACGGCAUUGUUUCUCAAAUAUCAUGAUUUUUGUUUUUUUUUUUAGAUUUAUGGGGAGUUUCCAGUUUUUGCAGUAUUGCUGAAAGAUAUUUAGGCUUGUUCUGAAGACCAGUAGCACUACUUGAGAAUAAAACUACAUCAUCAGCAUAGAAUAAACAGCUUAAUGGUAAACCAUUUGCGAGAAUAAUUGGGUCAUUAAAAUUGCAUGCUUUUAAUGGAUUGGGAAUUUCAUUCAAAUAUAAAUCGAAUAGAAGAGGGUAAAGGACACAUCCUUGUCGUACACCUCUUCCAUAGGUAAAAUAAUCAGUUCUUUUCUUCCCACAUUUUAUGCACAUUUCGUUCGUGAAUACAUAUUUAAGAGAUUGUUAUAGACUGAACCCGUUAUGCCGUAAUGUGAAAGUUUCUUAAAUAGUCCAGGGUGCCAUACGGAGUCAAAAGCUAUAAAAUCUAUAAAACAGCAGAAGAGUUUACCUUAAGGUGUAUGGGUUACAUUCUUAUCAAUAAUGGUACGUAAUGAAAAGAUAUAAUCAGUAGUGCGAAAUCCUAGGAGAAAUCCAAUCUGGGAAGGAUGUAGCAGGCUGCGUUCUUGUAUGAAAUUGUGUUAUCUUUGAUUCAAGAUGGAACAAAAUAAUUUGUUUAAACAGCUAGAGACACAAAUUCCACGAUAGUUCGAAGGAUCAGAUUUGUCACCCGAUUUAUAGAUUCCAGUAAUCAUUCCUUUUGACCAACUGGCAGGGAAAUAUCUAGCCUCCCACGCAGGCGUUUUUAGGGGAGCUCGUAUUUCGUCCCUCCCCACAAGAAAUACGAGCUCCCCUAAAAUCGCCUGCGUGGGAGGCUAGGAAAUAUCCAGAUUUUAGGAUAGUGUUAAAAAGAAUGGAUAAUGAGAAUGCAAGGUAAUGAAUACCACAUUUCAACAUUUCGUUGCGAAUUCUAUUUAGGCCAGGUGCCUUUUUAGUUUUACGUUUUUUGCUAGCUGAUAUGAUGUCAGUUUCAGAAAUGGGGUCAUCAAGUUUGUUUAGAGGAUCACUAGUAGCUGGUCUUUUGAGUUGGAGUCAUAUAGUUUAUCAACGGGAAUCGGGUUGUUGAUUUCUGGAUUGUGGUCUUUUAAACAAGAGAUCUAGGUACGAGAUUACUAGUAAAACUCGAGACGAAGCCGAGAGUUUUUUCACCGUCCUGAUAAUACACGAUUGCGAGCUUGUUGAACGGCUUCGAAAUCUCUGAUAUAGACCAGCAGCCUAUUCCCCGUCCUAGGACGCUUGCGUGACUCAAGCCCGAGCGGUUACAGGGUCUUGAACGCCACUCUGUCUUUGCAAGCUGUAUCGCUGACUUUUCAAUUUUCACUCAAAAUUAACAGAAUUAUAAUCUAGUUAAUUGUUAUUGUUAUUCUUGUUUCACAAUUAAAGAUAGCUCAAAAAUAGCCAUGAGGGAAAACCCACCUUCGAGGUACACACGAAUUUCAUCUAACAUUGUGACCAACAGAGAAGAUAAAGUAUUCAAUAUUGGACCAAGCGUUACACUGGCUUGUCCUCCUGGAGCUCUUGAUAGUCGCCUGCGAACCUUGAGCAUAACUGUGCACUUAGACGACCCUUCCAAGUACUAUGGACUAAUUGUUCGGAGGGAUCUUGAAAAUGAUGUCAUGUUUGGUGCACCCGUCAUUAAUAUUGAACCCACUGGACAUUAUUUCAAGAAACCUUUGACGCUGGCAACAAAAGUUGAGAGUAGAUUUAGUUGUCACGACGUUUUCAUUUUACACGGAUUUAAGGCCAGGGAAGGAAAUAUUACUUGGCAUGACAUAACUCACAACUCGAGGAUUGAUGAGGCAAAUGCAGGAGUAGACAUUGAAAUUUAUCAUUUUUCACUCAUUGCGAUUUUGUUAAGAUUAGGCAGAUCUACUUUGCUUUGUACCAAAGACAUUGUAACAAGGCUCAACUUGGUACCUUUUAAUUACACUUUGUCUGUGUUGCUAAAGAGCAAUCCCUCUUCAGUGCAUGAUGAACUUGCUCUUCUGUUCGUCAGCCAAGAUGUCUAUUGUGAGCAAUUCUAUAGAGAAGACGAGACGUCGUCUGCUUUGAUGCUACUUAAAAAAGAAGGAUUCAAAGAACUGCACGUACGUUCCGUUGCUAGCGAGGAGGAAAAAAGCAUCUACAACAAUGAAACCCUUCAGAUUAACAUUCACCUUGGGGAAGACUACAAGCUAGCUAACAAGGAGCAAGAAAGUAUUUGUUUGACCGUAAAUUCUUAUGAUUGGUGGCAUGAAGGAAAAGUUAUGAGAAUUCCUCUUGAGUGGAAAAAAAAUGUUAGAAGUCUGUGUGGGAAGGUCAGUGUGACAGGACAGUAUGGACAUACAAGUGAGAGGCAUUUCAGAGAACGGGGUUAGUGUGAGAGCUUUAACAUCUUAAACACACGAUGACUUAUAUUAAUUUUUAUGAAAGAAUGUUUGACAUUGUUGAAGAAGUGAUGCGCAUAUUGACAUUGAAUUCAAACACUGAAAGCAAUACCUAGAGUUAAAAAUAUAAUAUCCUAAAGCAUCCUAAGUCCUAGUACAAUAUUUUUCUCUCCACAGAACUGUGUGGCUAUGUAAGAAACCUACUAGGUGUAGAGGGAGUCAUUUUCAACGUUAUUCCUAUUGCUCAUUUGCUUGGGAUUCCCGAAGAGUCCAUUAAUCAAAUUGCUAAAUCUCAAAACGAUGAAGACGAAGAUCUGGAAAUGAUUUUAGAAGACUGGUCAAAGGAGAGAGAUUUCGUUGAUAACCUUGCUGUUCUCAGGAAAAGUCUCGAAAGCUUAAAACAAAAGGGUAAGUUGUCCAAAAUGUUCGUUCUCUUGUAGGUCCUGGAUGGUCAUAAAACUGUAGUUAUGUUGCCAAAAGAACAAAAUUACUAUUCAAAUUACAUCGUUAACUAUAGAUUUUUUUCUGUCUAUUGGAUUUCUUCUCUACUAACUUUAACUUGCGCCAGUUACAAAGGAAUGAUUAUCCGGCUUUUAAAAAUGUCGGUAGCUCUGCCAUCACGGAACGAACACGAACAGGAAAUUACUCAGAAGAUUUAUAACGACUAAUACACAGAAAAUUCACUUGCAACAUAUAGCACACUACCUCUGUGUACUUACUUUGCCCUUCCCUGUGUAGCAUGUGUGUUUAGCAUAGAUGUCCAAUCUAUUUUGGUCCGUGCAGGUCCGUGCACACUCCGGCCAAUCUAAUUUUCCAUUUUUCCAACAAAAACGGAGAAAGGAAAUAAUACUUACCCUUAUCAUAUUUGCAUAUUUCAAAAAAAAAGAAAAAAAGAAAAUGGUCAGGGAAAAUCAAUCAUUUUUUCAUUUUUCUAAUUUUGAAGUUAAAUUCAAAAAUACAAAAAAUACUGUUAACGGCUAAAAGCGAUAUUUUGCUAUUUUUAUUUCCUUGAUAUUGUUAGAAAAGUGAGGGAAAAAAAUAAUCUCCGAGUCCUAGAUCAUUUUUCUAUUUCUCCGUUUUUCCCAAAAAAUAGAAAAAGAGAAAAAUGAAAAAAUCAUAUUUAUUCGCACCAUUUUUUCAUAUUUUCUAUUUUGUUCAAAACAUGAAAAAAUUGAAAAAUGGCAUACCUAUCGCCUCAUUUUCCAUAAUUCCAUUUUAGCAAGAAAAGUGAAAAAAAUGACAAGUGUUGCGAAUAAUUUUUCCAUCUUUUCAAUAAAUAGAAAACAAACAAACAGACAAAAACGGACAAUUUUUCAUCUUUUGUUUUGAUGAAAAAUAGCAAAGAAAAAUGACAAAUCAUGACCAUUUACCAAUAAAGAAAAGAAAAACCUAAUCCACUUUAGACUAACUAGUUUUGUCAGACGAUUUACACAGUGUCGGCGGAGUCGUGGGAUGGGGAGGGCGGGUGGGGGCCCUUUAGUUAUCGGAAUGCGAACGUAGUUUCAUUCACGUUUGGAUUUGAUUAGCUGAUUCCGAGUGUACCUCAUUACUUAGGACUCACUCUGUGACCUGUUCUAACACUGCGUCACCAUAAAGUGUUCCUGUUGCAUUAAAACUGUGGAACGUUUCCCCAUACUUGUUGCAUGGGUGUCCCGACAUUAGCGAUCUUUGCUCUCGUCUUUCCAGGGCUGAGUUGCUUAAAAGGUGGAUAACGCUAUCGGCUGGAUAAAUAACUAUCCAGUGGAUAACGCAAUUGGUUUCCCUAAAAUACAUAAAACAUUAUCAGGCCGCUGGAUAGUGAUUUAUCCGGUGGAUCGUCGCUAUCCAACGUUUAAACAAAUGUAUGAGCAAAUGUAUGGGCCAGAUCAUUAAGAUGUUCUCUCUCGCGAGUGUAUACUAGGCGCCUCGUGAUGUUUCUCCUCCAUAAUAUUAAUUCAAUAUACUUUACUCUUGCAAUCCUAAAACACCCGUUCUGCGGCAAGAUUCGUUAUUUCGGCAGGCUAAGCAGUCUACUUUUAAGCAUCUAUUUCAUUUAAAAGCUUCUGACCUCUUUACUGGCGUGCUUUCUAUUUAUUUUGUGCACGUGACUGUUCAACGACCUUCUUCUUAACUCCUUCCCCUUAAUCUCUCUCACGAACCGCUUUUUUUGUGCUGGGACCAUAGUGUUCCUGGCAGUAAAACCGUUGAUUUACCCCCCCCCCCCCUUUUCCCGUACCAAUUUUCACGCCUUCUCGUAGCUCCUCCCUCGUACCCUUUCUAAUAUUCUUCAUUUCCACGGUCGGUACGGUAUUCCCGCCGCUUUCAUCCACAGUCGACUCCCGACACCUCAAACCUUCAGGGAAAUCGAGAUCAAAAGUGAAUGGAACUACGUCCGCAUCUCGAAAACUAAGCCGCCCCCCCACUUAAAAUUCCCCCACAUCUCCGCCGACCCUAACCAAAUUAGUCAGUCGAUAGUGGAUACGAAUUAGGUUUUUCUUUUCUUCACCGUUAAAAUAUUCAUAACUUCUCACUUUUCUGCGUCAUUUUUCAAUAAAAUAAAAAAUGAAAAUGUCUGAAAGGGUGUAUCGUUUUAAAGUUUUUCUAUUUAUCAAAAAAAAAAAAAGGAAAAACAGAAAAUUGCUCGCAACACUUAUCAUAUUUUCCUUUUUCUUGCUAAAAUGGCAUUAUGGAAAAUUAGGCGAUAGGUUUGCUAUUUUUCUAUUUUUUGAACAAAAUGGAAAAAAUGAAAAAAUGGUGCAAAUAAAUAUGAUUUUUUCAUUUUUCCGUUUUUUUAUUUUUUGCGAACAACGGAAAAAUAGAAAAAAGAGUUAGGAAUCGGAGAUUAUUUCAUUUUUCUCAUUUUCUAACAAUAGCAAGAAAAUAAAAAAAUAGCAAAAUAUCGCUUUUAGCCGUUUACAGUAUUUUUUGUAUUUUUGAAUUUGACUCUAAAAUUAGAUAAAUAAAAAAAUGAUCGAUUUUCCUGACCAUUUUCUUUUUUUCUAUUUUUGUCUGUACUUUAAAAUAUGUAAAUAUGAUAAGGAUAAGUGAUAUUUCCUUUUUCUGUUUUUGUUGGAAAAAUGAAAAAUUAGAUUGGCCGAAGUGUGCACGGAUCGCAUGCGCCGGCCCUCCAAUACAAAUUUGCAAUGGCGAAUUAUAAGACUGAUUUAAGGCGUAACACAAAAACGAUUUUUUUUUAAACAAAUUAUUCGGUGUCGUUCUGUAGAAACGGAAGUCACCGAAUUGGUAGGCGAAAUGUCAUGGAAUCUAUAGAUGGUUUUCACAGUGCCUUCAUCAAAUUGUAAAGUCAAAAUAGCGAGGUUUUAGGAAUUCUUAUUUACACUAGGUUGAAGAUAAACAAAAAGUAAAUCUUUGUACAAGUGUCCAUUCCUGUAGCAUGUUUCAUUUAGAAAAUACAGCAAUUUGAACUUCCGAGAAUUCACAGUGCGUGAUAGCAAAAUAGGAAUGCUGUCUCGCUGAAAAAAAGUCUCUCCUCCUUGAUAAGAUUUUCAGCAGUAUAACCAUUUCAAGUAUUAGAGGAUAUGUUUAUGCACACGUAUGGUAGUUCUCAAGUGAAAAGACAGAGCUUUUAUAGAAAACGUGAACUCCAGAUGUUUUUCGUGCACUCUUUUUUUGUCAAAUUGGAACAAAGAACCUGACGAAGAGUAAAUUUAUCCUUGAAGCGAGAUUUUUCACAUGUUGGACAAUGACAAGUGAAAAAUGCACACAGCUUACGUGCAAGAAAACAAAAGUAUAUAUCUAUCUCUGUAUGAAAACCUUUUUGAAAACGAAAGUGUAUAUAUAUAUUCCUUAGACGAAUUUUUUUUGUCUUCUUAUAAUGUUUAGUAAAUUGCGUCCCCUGAAAAAGUUUUUGAACGCGUCCUGUUUGUAUCUUCCAAGAUUUAAGUUAAUUCCAUUCAUCUGUAAAAAAAUUCUCAGUCGCGAAAACGGAUGAUUAGAACCACUUACCACUGUCCCCCAUUCUGACAGGUUUCGUUUUUAAAUAUUUAUUCUCACCAGAUAUCAAAGUAACAGAAAGAGGACAGAUGUAUAUAAGGCACGUAAGAAAACUUGCAAGCAAAAUCUCGGGUUUGCAAUGCAUGAAUGCUGAUUCACAGAGCUAUUUUAUCCACAAAAUACAAGCCCUUUGCAAGUCUGUUUUCAGGGACUGUUGCAUUGAAUUAGAAAGUUAUUCCGACGAUGUUGAAAGAGCAGCCUCCUUUACAAAUCACGCAGAGUAUCUCAUUCAGUCAAUGGAGAUUCUUAGUCCAAUCCCAGAAGAUAUUGCAGAAAAGUACCAUCAAUUACUUGCAGAGUCGUCGCAAGAAUCCAUCAUCAAGACAUUUAUUGUGAUUGUCCCUUUCCUGAUUCAGAACAUAAAGGAUAUCUUUAUAGAGGACAGGAUGUCAGAAGUUCCCCAAAAUGGCUUAAGAGGGCUUCCUAAGGACAAACUGGGCAAUUUUGUGUCUGCUGUGCGGAAUGCUGAAGAAAACGACAAUUUGCCCCAGCUUGUUUGCGAGUUCUGCAACAUUCUUGAGCAAUUGUGCACGGCAAAUUAUGACCGUAAUCAGCCAAUCACGGAAUUUGAAAAGUGGAGCAAAAGUCUGGCAGUUCUCCCAAUGCUGAACUUUCUGAAGUCGUUUUUCCAGUACUGUCCGCAAGAUAUAAGAUUGCACAAGAGACUUGAUCUGUUUUCUUGCAGCAUUAAAGACAUCAUGGCCAACCGUGAUAAAAUUGAUGAUUUCUCUGUACGUGAUCUCUCCAAUGUUUUAUUGAGUCUGAUUCACUUCGCAAAGUUUGAUCCUUCAAAACUAGUGAGGUUUGAACUAAGUGACUCAAAAAAUGUUCCUUUGUCCUGUUCCCGUGAAGGAGUCAAGUAUGACCAAUUCGAUAACACGUACUCUGAGUUGUUCCGCAUCAAGAAACAGUCCAACGAUGAGCUUCACCUACAUGCUUUUGCACGUGUGUACGUCAAUGGAGAUACCUAUUCAAAAGGAACUUUUCAGUCAACAGCCAUGCUAGCGGCUUCCAGCAAGAAUGCUCUCAAAGAAUGUGUAACCUGUUUUCACGAUGUCACAGUAGUGAUGACGGAAGUCAAAGGUUCGUCGAAUCUCCGCGUUGUCUUUUUUUCUACACACAAGGAGAAACUGUUGGAGCUACUAGACGUCCUGAGAAAAGAAUUGAGAGCGCAUGUAGUAGAUUUGAACAGGUCAGAAGUCACACAGUGCCCUCUUUCGAUGCGAAGUGUGACAUCAAAGACAGAUGCGGUUCUUAGUCUGCGUUUAGUUUACGAAUGGGGGUCUGAGGCAGUUUUUCUUGACAGCAAAGAUUUCGUGAUGUCUAGUCCAAGUACAUGCCACGUUCCACGUGUGGGUAAGUUCAAAGUAUUCGUCGUCACGGUGUUCUUUGCAAAUCAGGUUAGCCAUUUCUUAUUUACGUUUUUGACCGCGGAUAGUGAGAGGUACAACAUAUUCUACACUGAUCCUACUUUACAUCCAUGA